This is a messenger RNA of Pseudogymnoascus destructans, 2336 nucleotides long. RefSeq lists its product as uncharacterized. The transcript has a single exon. Bases 462 to 2336 code for a protein of 624 amino acids. The record is from RefSeq and is a predicted model, not a curated record. NCBI's taxonomy places the organism in Eukaryota, Fungi, Ascomycota, Leotiomycetes, Thelebolales, Thelebolaceae.
AUUAGAAUAUAGUUAAAAUACAACUCAGUUUGCGCUCCAUUUCCCUGCCCUAAUUGACGCCCUGGUCGCGCUUAAUUCACAUUAUAUCCUCAGACCCCUCCUGUUGCCUCCAGUGACGAACCGCCCAGCCCCCGGAUUCUCACCCACAACCCCUUUAAGGAAAUGGAGAUGAGUAAUUAUUCACCACUCACUAUGUCGUCACAAUAACCUACACAAUAACCCACGAAAAUAAACGUGGAAGACCAACGAAUCUAUCAAAAAGAACAAUAAACAGAGACCUUCGAACAGCUCAGAAACACAACUCUUCCAAAGAAGGAAAGAACGAAAGACGCCCUUGCCUCUUCAUAAGAAAAGUCCUUCGCUCUUUCUCUAUUGUAAGUGGAUUCUGCUCUUUCCAAUUUUAGGCCUUCACCGCGACGACACUGACGCUCCUUCCUCAGACACAUCACCACGCCUUCACUAUGGCAGCCCCUUCCAAAAACCGCGCCUCCUCUCCUUACACCGCCAACAACCCCCAUCGCUCCCACCCAUCACAGUACCACCCCGCAUACACUUCCCAAUACCAUGGCUCCGCACCAACAAGCGCACCCACUACCUCGCCAUUUGCCCCAAGUCCCCAUGGCCGCGGGACCUAUAUAAGUCCAUCCCCGCAUGGCAUACCUCUCUUCAACGCAGAACUGCACGCCCACCAGCUCAGCCUCCAAGAGAGGGAUUUGAGCUAUCAGCACACUUCUUCGCCAUCGUCGUCAGAGGAGACCUACGGCGAUUUCUCACCCAUCUAUGCAACCGCACCCCCAAGCAGUGCACUUACGAUGCCCUCCUCACAAACCCCGCAGCAUCACUUCACUCGUCCAUGCCACAAACCCCCCCGUCAGACCUGGGAGACAGGGAACCCAUUCACACCCACCACCUUCGCUCCAUACCACGAGGACGGUACUCCCGUGGCUUACUUCACCACAACCUCACCCAUCACCACAAGCACCCCCGCCGCCAUCCAUCAGGGACAAGAAAACGGGUACCACUACAUCGGCACGCCCUCCACCCCCCCCUCACCGCUGCACCCCCACAUCUCCCCCCUCGACCUAACAACACCCACUACCGAAGCCUGCGCACGCUACAGGAACGCACAAGACACACCACUUACGCCCUUCUUCUUCCAGGCCACCUCCCCCGCCGUGACAGCCCCAAGGUCUGAAGCGGGCAGCGAGUUCAGCGGCGUGUUAGUUGGGGAAGUUGGGAAUAAAGAGGCGAGCGAGGUGGUGCAUAGGUUGAUGGCUGAUCAGAAGGGCACCUCAAGAUUCCCCGCCUCAUUGGCUGGGUGGAAUGGAUUUGAAAACCCCGAGGAGGAAAAAUCAGGACAGGGAGGGAGUGAGGAACUGAUCUCCCCAUGCACCACCACGCAUACUUUCCCAGCCCAAGAAACUCCCCAGUACGCAGAAACACCAAGUCCCCUCGCCCCCGCAUACACCUCCCCCCUCACCUCACCCCGCGUGCGCAGGACCUACCAAAACUCCAACGCAUACCGUCACUUCGUCCCCCCUCCCGGCCCCUUAUCACCCCUCCCGCUCGCACCGCGACUCCCUCUACCCGAGCCGCGGUACAGCGAGGAUUACAGCAUCAACGCCGACGACGUGCACGUAGCGCGCGCGCGCCAGCUGCUGGAGGAGCAUAUGAAGAAUCGCUGGGGAAGCGUGUUGAGCGCUAACCAAGCACUCCAAUUCAUCACCGGGACUGAUGCCGGGUCGAGCAGGGCGCCUCUGGAGACGGCAGCAGCGGCGUUGGUGCAUAUCAAAAACCGCGUACCACAACAGCGACCCAUUCUCCCCGGAUUUGGUACGCCGAUGCAGUCGAUGCAGCGUAUGCAAGCCGAGCGAGCGGGGAGGGCGAGGUCGUUACGUGCGAUUUAUGAUGAGUACUUUUCGCGCCCUGAUGCUAGGGCUGUGGAACUCUGCUCUUUAUCUAUCCAUGCCGUGAGCGGCUCCUUUGGCAACAGCAACAGGAGCAGCGGCAGCAGCAGCAGCGGCACCCCCAAUUGCCAGCCCGCGAAGCUGAAAAACGAACUCCUCGCCCACUUCACCGCCUCAGAAGGCGGGGCUGCAAUCCAGUUCGUCGAAAUCGACAUCCCGAACCCCACAGGGAGCUAUAACCGCCACCCCUUCGAGCGCUGGGCAUUUUUCGUCAUUGCGGUCCCCAUGGUUUGCGGGCCGGGAGGAGUGGAUAAGGGGUUUGUGGGCUCGUGGGAGAGAGGGAGUAUGUUGAUCGCCGCACCGCUUCGGGAGGUGGCGGGGGAGGGGAAGGCGGUGCAGGAUGUGUUGGGGGAUGGGAGGGGUGUCUGA